Molecule: messenger RNA, 2208 nt
Organism: Mesorhabditis spiculigera
Lineage: Eukaryota; Metazoa; Nematoda; Chromadorea; Rhabditida; Rhabditidae
Source: the annotation of a GenBank genome assembly
AUGUCCCACGGCGCGAUAGCGCCCGAGCUAGCGCCGAAUCCACUUCAUCAGACCAGCAAAUAUAAGGCGUUCGCACAAGCCGUCGACAAGGCGCUCAAGGCCUUUGAAAACACGAAUGAAUGGGCUGACUUGAUUUCGGCGUUAGGCAAGCUUUCAAAGGUAUUCAGUUCCAACGCCAAGUACUGCGACAUCCCGAAGCCAAUCAUUGUGGCGAAACGGCUCUCACAAUGUCUACACCCCGCCUUGCCGAUGGGCGUCCAUUUGAAAGCGCUGGAGACGUACAAACAAGUGUUCGAUAUCCUCGGCACCGAGAAGCUCUCCCAGCUCCUCUAUCUUUUCGCCGUCGGUCUUUUCCCGUUGAUGGACCAUUGCGGAAUUAAGGUGAAAUCCGAGCUGUUCACGAUAUUCGAGGUGUAUCUUCUGCGGCUUGGCCCGAAUCUGAAGCCUUCACUUCCCGGUUUUCUGGCCGGUGUAUUGCUUGGAUUGGAAGAAGGGACCGAGUUCUACGACCGUUCGGUGACCUACCUCGACAAAGUAUGCGAGGCCGUGGGCGCGGAAGCGUUUUACGGCUGCGUUUGGGAGGCCGUGCUCGGCUCGCCGGCGGUCCGUCUGCCUGCAUUGCUCUACGUCAACACCAAGCUCGACAAGAAUCGGCCGGUCGACGAGCAGCACCAUCUUUUUUGCAACCCGGAAUUGAUGGUAGAAGCCCUCUGUGCGGCAGCCGGCGACACAGGCUCACCGCUUGUUCAACGAAAUCUUCUCGAUUUUCUGUGCACCGUCUUUCCGCUCGAUUCGCCCCAUCUGUCCUCGGCUCAUUUUGUGAAGCUUCUCCAACAUUGCCUUUUUGUCGUCUUGCGCAGGGACAUGUCGCUAAAUCGAAGGCUCUUUCAGUGGCUUUUGAACCCAACAGGCUCAAACCUGGCUGUCAGUGGCGUACCUGUCGGUGAUGAUCGCAUCGAUAGCUCAUUUUUCUUGAAAACGGUCCUGCCUUUGAUUCAGCAAGCCUUGAACGAGUAUCUAUCACUAGACACUGUGGAAAUCCCCGCCCCUCCGCCAAACCUUGUUCAGUUCGGACUGCCGCCUAGGGAAAGCGAACAGACCGUGCUAGUGGAAGUGCGAGUAUGCAGAUUGCUGCUUUACCUCCAGGAUCGGCCUGAAAUCGGAAAGCCCGUCCUUUCAGAAACACUGCCAAUAUUUCUGAUCAAAUUGGUGGAAAAGGAUCCGAAGAAUCGAGGGCUGGAAUAUAACGAAGAAAUUCGAUCGUUCUAUGGUUCGGAUAAAGAGCCUCUGGAUGAACGCCAGCGUUACAAGAAACGCCUGGAAGAUAUUUCAAAAUCGUUCAACCUGUUGCUGACGUCUCUUGACGAUGGUUUCAUCUGGAGCAUGCUGGCCACCUGGUUUACAGGACUUUUGAGCAAAAAGGACGCAAAUGAGGAGCGACUGUUUCAACUAACGCACUUCCCAGCGGUGGCUCGAGUGGUCUUGGCGCUGUCCCAUUUGGACGGCACGUCAUCAACACGGCUGGUGCACAUGCCAAUCUUCUUGAGAUCGGUGCUCUCGGACCUGAAGAAGGCUGAUGUUGAUCAGAUCCCCAUGCCGAUAUAUCUAGAAUUGAUUGCCGUCUGUCAAAAGUUGUUGGAAGAAAUGACCCAAGGCGCUGGACUCGUCUCAGUUGCCGAUGGCGAUGAGCCUUCCUCCACCCCUACCAUCAGAAGCCCGGUUAAGAAAAUUCUUGGUGAUCCGCAGCGUGAUCGAGAACAAAACCUCGUGGAAAAAUGUCUGCUGGACUGCCUUGCAUUAUUCGAAGUGCUCGCACAUCAUUAUGUCCGGAAUCGCGGCGCGGAGAGGCUGCCGUUAUUGACCGCUAUCUGCCGACUCGUCAAUUGCUUCGUCGACUUCCCAUUGUACUGCCUAGAUCUCGACACACCAAUAGCCACACGUUGGACAGAGGCUUUGAUCAAGGUUCUUGAUGUCUCUUCUUGGGCCAAACUCGGAGCAGCUUGCGAUUUCGGGGCUCGGGCUGCAUGCCUUGAAUUGCUCUGCUACGUUUUUGUUCGCAGUUCGCAGGUUUUGGAACAACACAAGGCCUUUCAAGACAACAAGGAAAAUCUGGCCCCCGACCGCCACGACACCACCACCGUCCUGCUGAAGCCGUUGCUGUUGGAGCGGGAAUUGCGCAGCCUUGAAAACGAUCGCAUCUUUGAGGCA